Molecule: messenger RNA, 1771 nt
Organism: Pseudoliparis swirei
Lineage: Eukaryota; Metazoa; Chordata; Actinopteri; Perciformes; Liparidae
Gene: bag1
Product: BCL2 associated athanogene 1
Exons: 7
Coding region: 50-670 (206 amino acids)
Biological process (GO): protein stabilization
Cellular component (GO): membrane; cytosol; cytoplasm
Molecular function (GO): protein-folding chaperone binding; adenyl-nucleotide exchange factor activity
Source: RefSeq, a predicted model, not a curated record
GCACCAAGCGUGAGAUACAUGUUGUGAUUAAAGGACUCUAAAAAACAAAAUGUCAGAGCAAACGAUAACAGUGACAGUUGCAUACGGAUCUACUAAGCACAGCAUCACAUUAACUGGUGAGGAUGAAGGCAAGGGCCCCAUUGUCAAGGACCUCUCAGAUGCUCUCGCCAAAGCUACUGGAGUUCCUCAAACCUCACAGAAACUCAUUUUUAAAGGGAAAUCGCUGAAAGACGUGGAGGAGAGUCUGUCCAGCUAUGGAAUAAAAGAAGGCUGCAAGCUCAUGCUGAUUGGGAAACGGAACAGUCCCGAAGAAGAUGGUGAGCUGAAGAAGCUGAAAGACAUUGAGAAAUCUGUGGAACAGAUGGCUACAAAGCUGGAGAAGGUUGACGGGGAGUUGACUGGAAUCAAGAAUGGCUUCCUGGCCAAAGACCUGCAGGCAGAGGCGUUGAGUAAACUAAACCACAGAGUGAAAAUAGCAGCGGAACAGUUCAUGAAGAACCUGGAGCAGAUUGAUGCCAUGAGUCUCCCAGACAAUUUUAAUGGCUGCAAAAUGAAGAAAAAGGGACUUAUAAAGACUGUGCAGGACUUCCUGGCCCAGUGUGACAAGAUCGAGGCUUGUAUAUCAGACCACCAAUCAAAGAUCCAGUCGAAAAAUCUUGCCCUGCCGUAGUCCCAAAGUUUCCCAUAAUGUGUGCUAUACAUUGCUCUGUGAGCAACUGCAAAGUGUACAGAAAGUGUCAAGUGUGGAGUCGAUCCAUGUCUAUUUAUUGUUGGGUUGAUGUGUAGGAGAGAUCCCUCAUCACAGAGAAUCCUGUGAACAGAAGGAGGCUGGUUAUUGGUGCUGAUGCUGGGUUCAUCUGGGAUACAUCCUCUGGGUUAAAGAGAUAUGAAAUUUCUCCAGGUGCUUUGAUUUGUGGCAAAUUAUGUAAAUUAUGUAUCUUAAAGCAUCCUAAAAUAGUGCUGAAUAGAACUGCAGAGUUCACAUUUCAGAAUACUAACAUUCUCUGGUUAAUCACCCAGUAUUGCACAAAGUGCACAAUAAAUAGAGACACACUUUUCUUCUCAUUGUGACGUGUUCCAUGCGACACUUUGUACACGCAUGGCCAAAAGAUGACAUAAGCAUUAAUCUGCUGCCACUUCACGCUCCUCUGGGGAGGAUUUCCCACUGGAUUGGCUCUUAAUUCGGCUGCCAGGUCAUCAGUGAGGUCAGACACUGAUGCUGGGAAAUAAGAACGUUUCAGUUCACCCCAAAGAUGUUGGUUGAGGUCAUCACCAAACUGGAGGAACAUUUUGUUGUUGUUGCAUGGACCUAUAUCUGCACACAGGCAUGUUCAUGCUUUAACAGGAAAAGGGCCAUCGUCAAUUAUUGUCUAGUAUACCGUUGUCAUAAUGAGAACUAAGGGACCAACCCAAAACUAGAAACAUUUGUUGAUUGAAAUCAACACAAUUGGCAACUAUUAUAAUCAUUUAAUGGUUAGUCAGUUAAGCAAUUGUAAAACAAAGGAUUAAAUAUAUGAAUAAUAAACAGCUACCCUAGCUCACCAUUAUAAAUAGAAAAGGUACACAAUGCUGUCCACAAACCUUUUGCCAUAUGUUGUGUAUUUAUUAUUCUACAUGGAGACUAAACGCCAAGCCAGCACCUUUUUCUUUAAUCCAGUGACUGAUGCAGUGUACCACGCAUCUUUGAAGUUAGUGUGAGCUGUGAAAUUGUUUUUGCUUUCAACCAUCACAUCUAUUUUCCUGUUUUUAAAUAAAGCCUCUGAAAAAUGAA